Molecule: messenger RNA, 552 nt
Organism: Arabis nemorensis
Lineage: Eukaryota; Viridiplantae; Streptophyta; Magnoliopsida; Brassicales; Brassicaceae
Source: the annotation of a GenBank genome assembly
AUGUUCAUAUGCUCACUUGUACUUGAUUUGCUCCACCAUGGUGCGGAUUUACUCGCUCAAAAUCGUAGAUCUACUGGUCACGGCUCAUCUCGGUCCUCCGUCGUCCACCACCACCAUGUAAAAUUGAGGUCGAGUACAUAUAUCCUUCUUGGCUCACAGUCCUUCACCAUACAAGCUCCAUUCUCGGACAUAGCCGAAGGUUUAACUCUUGUCAAUUUGCUCUACUCGUGCGUCUUCUCCUGCUUCCAUCGCUCCUCAGUUAUCAAUCCAUAUGAAGCCCGGAAAAUAGCCGCCGCCGCCGCCCUCGUAUUGCCAAAUACCGGUUCCGGCGUUAUUCCGAGCACCCUAAUUUCUCCUGUAAAAGCGCUUCACCGUGUGCAUCUCAUUUCCGGUGAAGACAAGUCGGCUGGCCGGAACAGUCUCGUCGACAUUGUUGCAACACCGUAUCAAGAUGUUGGUUGGAAGUGGGCCGAUUCCAAGCCUGUUGUUUGGGCCUCCCUUUGCACACUUUGUUGGAUAUAUUGGCCCAACAUGUGUAUGGGCUUUCCAUGA